Molecule: messenger RNA, 1061 nt
Organism: Mucor mucedo
Lineage: Eukaryota; Fungi; Mucoromycota; Mucoromycetes; Mucorales; Mucoraceae
Exons: 4
Coding region: 270-743 (157 amino acids)
Source: RefSeq, a predicted model, not a curated record
AACUGUCGUCAUCGUCAGUCUUUUUCGCGCAUUAUUGUCGAAAGAGACAGGUUUCUUCUAAGUCGAUAGUGAUUUCUCUACGCAAUGUUGAACGAAGCUAAUGGUAAGCUUUUAACUGCCUUUGAGAAAAAAGAAACUAUGAAAAUAAGUCGAAAGUAGACGAGAACCCAGAUAUCCCUAAUCUACCAUUCAAAUGGGAGUCAAAUACAAAUCUUAUAGCUGAGCCUCUACUAAAUGAACAAGAGAUAAUCAAUUUGAUCGUUCGAUUCAUGAUUGGUACAUACGUCCCAAAAAACAGUUACGUAGUGGAUCAAACUGUUUCGCCAGAGACUGAAAGUUUUUUUAAAGUAUACACCUCACAAAAUGAAAGUGAUGAACGUUUCAACCCAUUACUUGUUACCAUUCAAAGUGAAAUUAAUGAAGCAUCAAUGGUGGACAUUGUACAGUAUUGUGCACUUGUUGCCGAAAGAUUCAAGUAUCUACCAACUGUAUUGAUUAUUGCUAACAAAGAAAGCCUUGGAUCAAACGAACAAAAUAGACAUUUAGUAAAGCUUAAAUCUACUUUCUGGGCAGAAAAAUGUUUGAUGUUUCUUUCUGAUUUAUAUAUCACUCCUCUGAACAAUCAACCUCGUAAUGCUUUCUAUGCGUUAUGUCAGUUUUUGUCUCAUCCAGACAAGAAAUUCUCCUUAUCUUCUGAUGUAGAAAAUCAAUCUAUCAAUUUGGUUGUAGAGAAUUCAAUGUAAAAACUGUAGUUGAUGUAAAUUUUUUAUAUGGAUAUAAAUCAAAGGAUAUCCUUUCGCUUUAUUUUUGCUUAAGAUCUUUUUUCAGCUUCCUCUACUUCGCUGUUGUCUUUCUUAAUGAGGCUGGAACAUGUUUGAAAAGUACCCUUAGCCAAUACCCAGUUCUCAAUAUUACAGUUCAAUAGAAGGCACUACAUGUUUAUAAAUGUAAGAGGUUUAUGUACACAAAGGAACAUAGCUCUCCGUAAAAUGUAUCUAUUUUGUUACUAUGGCUUAAUUGUAUGUCCCUUUGAUGAUCCAUUUAACCUGUCAGCCAAGUAC